Molecule: messenger RNA, 2363 nt
Organism: Phytophthora nicotianae INRA-310
Lineage: Eukaryota; Oomycota; Peronosporomycetes; Peronosporales; Peronosporaceae
Exons: 3
Coding region: 67-2151 (694 amino acids)
Biological process (GO): cristae formation
Cellular component (GO): MICOS complex
Source: RefSeq, a predicted model, not a curated record
UACAAAUUUCUCAAUAGUUCGCCUUGCGAUUUCCCCUUUCGUAGCCGCUCAUCCAAAACGACAAAGAUGCUGGCCUCGAGGACUCGUACAGUGCGCGCCGUGGCCGGCCAGACCCGACGUGCAUUCAGCGUGCCGCCCAAGGCCCCGAUUGUGCCCAAGUCGGCUCCUCCGACGCCAGCCGCGAAGCCGCCGAGCAACGGUGCGCCCGUAACGCCUGCUAAGUCGACCCCUGCUACGGCUGCUGCGGAUUCGAGCACAGGAUCGUCGCUGCCCAAGCUGCUUCUGCUCGGACUGCUGUCCACUCCUGCGGCUACUGCCGUGUACGUGAAGCAGAACCCGGAGUGGAACCCGGCCGCGCUCAAGGAUGACGCGCGCUGGAUCAAGUUCCGUGAACUGGUACUGGGCAAGAAAGUGGUACAGCCGCCUGUGGUUCCUGUAAAGCGCUCGCCCGAAGAAUUUAGCGCUGCCAUUAACAAGGCCCAGCAGGAGGUGAAGCAGGCGGAGAAGGCUAAAAAGGCCGAGAAAAAGGCUGAGAAAAAGGCCGAAGAGAAGAAGAAGAAGGCCGACAAGGACGAUAAAAAGACUGAAACGGUGGAAAAGAAGCUUGAGAAGGCCGAGAAGAAGAUGGAAAAGGCCGAGAAGAAAGCAGAGAAGGUUGAAAAGAAGGUCGCCAAGCUCAAAGAGGAGGGCAAGGACGAGAAAAAGGCCGAAAAGGUGGAAAAGAAGCUGGAGAAGGCCGAGAAAAAGGUGGAAAAGGCUGAGAAGAAGGUCGCUGAGCUCAAGAAGGAGGUGGAGGCCAAGAAGGGAGAGUCAGCUGUGGCCGGCGUCGCGUCCAAGGCUCACAAGGUUGAAAAUGUUGUCAAGAAGGAUGUCAAGAAGGUGGUCACGGCUAUGGCCGGCGCUGCCACUGUUGUCGAGAAGAAGGUGGACGCUGCCACGGCCAAGGCGCGUGAGGAGAUUUCCAAGCUGUCGGGCGAGGCCAGCCCCGAACACCUCAGCCGUCAGAUGGACAAGCAGAUCCAGGCCACCACGAACGGCCUGCUCAGCUCGCUGAAGGCCGAGUCGGACGCGGCCGCUGCCGAGAUGGACAAGCAGUACCUGUCUGGCCUCAACGAGCUUGAUGCGAACGCGUUGGCUAUCCGCGUGGCUCAGCUGGCAACGGAGAUGAAGCACCGCUCGAAGUGGGAGGCUGUGCGUCUUCUGGAGUCGCUCCGCCACAUGGAGGAGGACGCCCAGAAGAAGAGCUCCGAGGUGCUACGUCGUCAGGAUGAGCUGCACAAGGAACUGCUUGCCCGUGAGCUGCGUCUGCAGCAGGAGCUUCUGUCUCGUCAGUCUCGCGAGGAGAUGGAUGCUCUGAAGAAGCAAUACGCCGACGAUCUGGCGCGCAACGUGAGCCAGCAGCGUGCGAGUUUGCUGUCGGAGGUGCAGCGCACUUUCGCUCGUGAGAGUAAGGCGAUCGAGCAGCGUUACGCUCAACGACUUGAGGAGGCGACGCAGAAAAUGCAGAAGACACUGGCGGAGGAGCGUGAGAAGCGCGUAAAGGAGCUGGAGAACUACCGCGCUGAGCUCCGCGCGCUUGGCACGGUUCUGGACAGCUCGUCGACGUACGAGGCGUUCAGCCACCGCGUUCACAAGGCUUCCAUGGCGGCGCUGGCUCUGUCGGACCGUGUGGAGGCUGCGGCUCCGCUGCGCAGCGAGAUUCGUGCUCUACGCGAGGCGGCGAGGAACGACCCGUUCAUCGAGGCGGCCGUCAAGUCGCUACCGCAGGAAGUGGUUGAGCAGGGCGCGCCGUCUGUGGGUCAGCUUCAGGAGCGCUUCAAAGUGGUCAAGUCUGUUGGCCACCGGGCCGCUCUGGUGCCGGAGAACAGCGGCAUCAUUGGCCAGGCGUUCGGCACGGCGCUGUCGCUACUGAUGAUCCCGCCUGGAGGCCCGAUCGAAGGCAAGGACACGGACGCCGUGCUGUCCCGUGCUGAGUUCGCUCUGAAGGCAGGCGACAUUGAAAAGGCGAUCGUGGAGAUGAAGGGUCUGUCCGGCCUCCCCGCGCAGGUUUCGCAGGACUGGAUCGCUGCUGCUGAGUCCCGAUUGGCCGUGGAACAGACGGCCAAGGUGGUGAAGGCGCACGUGGCGCUGCUGGCCGCAAGCUGCUCCUAAGUGCAGUAGAGCAAGGAACCAGCAAACGGUACCGUGUUUGAUAAAGCCAACGAGUUUUAAGCAAGAGUAAUGACAUGAAACUUUUGAGUUGGAGGAAAACCAUGUUUGAAGUGCAAGAAGCUCUACACUCGUAGCAUUUGAAGGCUGUGAAGUGAGCAGAAUUAUUUACAUGCACUUAUGGAUCAAUACAAUCUUUGGACUAUGAACUAUGG